This is a messenger RNA of Anopheles nili, 2219 nucleotides long. RefSeq names its product 6-phosphofructo-2-kinase/fructose-2,6-bisphosphatase 1-like. The record is from RefSeq and is a predicted model, not a curated record. The transcript has 9 exons. Bases 610 to 2085 code for a protein of 491 amino acids. Gene Ontology annotation, molecular function: ATP binding; 6-phosphofructo-2-kinase activity; fructose-2,6-bisphosphate 2-phosphatase activity. Gene Ontology annotation, cellular component: cytosol. NCBI's taxonomy places the organism in Eukaryota, Metazoa, Arthropoda, Insecta, Diptera, Culicidae. Gene Ontology annotation, biological process: fructose metabolic process; fructose 2,6-bisphosphate metabolic process.
UUGUGGAUUUGUUUUUCCUCUAUUCGGAGAAAAUAGUUCCCGAAGCGCUUUCUCAACCCCACAUCCAGCUGCUGGUCACGUUCGGUGGUACAAUUCCUUGGUCUGAUUUUUGUUAUCGAACGUCAAAGCUGUUUGUUUUGGUUCUCAAUUUCUUCGGAUUUUGGCGGACACGAAAAAGCAAUUCCACAUCAGCUGGUCGUGAAAAAGCAGGGAAAACCUCAGGUUGCAUUUCUACUUCGGUACAGUGCAGUCAAGUGUUAUAUCGUGUAAACUUCCGUCUUUCAAACGCGCCUUUUCGGUGAGCUAGAAUAAAGGAAAGCUUCUCGUUGUGCGCUCGCGUUCGCUCUCGUCCUUGGAGAGGCCCGUCAUUGUGUCGUGUGUGUGUGUGUAAGUGCGUGUCAUAAGCGAACAGACAAAAAGCUUCCUAACCCCCAGCCUUCAAAAGUCCCGGAACGGGAAGUAAUUGGGUGCCCGAGAGUACCUGAGUUGGAAGCUAACGCGAAGUGUAGUGUCGCCCGGCAGCUGUUUGUUGACUGUAGCGAGAUUGAUAAGAGCCUGGCACACACCCCUAGCGACACGUGAGCUGGAAACGAGCCGUCAGCCACCAGCAUGGCACCGAUCGCCACGACGAACGAGCCGAAAAUGGCGCACGCUGGCGAGGAAACUCUCACGCGCCACGCGGAUGCAAAGCAGCACUACUACCCGGCCACUAACCGCAAAAAUGGCAUCAAUGAAGGUCCGCGUGAUGGAGCAGCGAUGGCGGCGAGUCAGGCCACAACACUAGCGACGGCCUCCGGGAACACGGUUCAGCCCUGCCCUUUGAGGGCACCCCUUGUCGUCACCGUCGUCGGGUUGCCCUGUCGGGGGAAAUCACUGGCUGCACACAAAGUCGCCCGGCAUCUGAGCUGGCGGGGCGAGAGCGCCAAAGUAUUUACCGUGGAAGAAAAUGCUACCGACGAAACUUUGCUGGAGAUUAGUCUAUUCUUCAAGGAAGGAAAUAAUGUGGCGAUCAUCGAUGGAAUGCAUUUGUCGCGGGCUUCCCGCCAGGCGGUGGCUAACUUCUGCUGUGACGCCGUCUUCCACCAUCUGUUGAUCGAGUUCACGUGCAAUGAGAAGUGUCUGCUGGAGAACGUGGCUGACACGGUGCGUUUUUAUCGGAAGCUCGAUCAAAACACAGACUGGGAGCGUCGCUUCCGGGAGAGCAAUGGGCAUCAUACGCCUCAAUUCGAGCCCUGUUCCGCCCUCGAGGGUCCGCUCAUAUCGGUCAACAACUCCGAGGACCCGAUGUACCACUCCGUGACGGCACGAGGUGUUCGGGGUGCCAUCCAGACCGACAUUCUAGGUGUGCUGGCCAGCCCGGUCAUUCGUCAGCAGACGUUCUACUUCAGUCGGCACGGAGAGUCAGAGUACAACGUUUUGGGACGUAUUGGUGGAGACGCAGAUCUGUCCCCGCGGGGCAUGAAAUACGCCGAUAGGCUAGCCCGGCAGCUGGGAGGCCCUGGAUCGGCACCUGAUUGUCCCCGGCCUAAAUUGAUUUGGACGUCUGAGCUGCAGCGUACGAUCCACACCGUUCAGAACAUCCCGGGGCCGCGGGCGGCUAUCAAGGACUUGAACGAGAUCAAUGCCGGCAUCUGCGAGGGGCUGACGUACGAGGAAAUCCAGGAGCGAUUCCCGCAGGAGUUUGCCUGGCGCGAUCAGGACAAGUUCAAGUAUCGUUACCCGCACGGCGAGUCCUAUCUCGAUCUGCUGCAGCGCGUGGACAGCGUUGUACAGGCGCUUCUGACCAACACCGACGUGCUGGUCGUUUCUCACCAGGCUGUGCUGCGCUGCAUCAUGGCGUACUUUAAGGGCGUAAAACCAGAUGACGUGCCGUACAUAAACGUGCCGUUGCAUACGCUACUGAUGGUGCGAUCGUACGGGUACGAUUUCGUCGUUGAAACAGUUCCACUUAAGGUCGAGUGUGUAGAUACUUAUCGCAUCCAGCCGAAGAAUUGCUCUACAAGCCGCACCACGGCCGAUGCCCUGACAACUGUGCCGGCUCACUUUGAUGCGCCCCUUACGCAACAAAUGUCUACGAUCAGCUAAAAGCAGUCUCCAUCCUCAACUACCUUUUUAAACGGCACAUGCUCAACCUUACAACAGCAUAAACGUCCUGCAGGGCUCGCGCAAAAAAAAAACAACGUGGUGUCUGAAGUCCUGAAAUUCUACAAAAAAAAGAA